Molecule: messenger RNA, 2882 nt
Organism: Podarcis raffonei (Aeolian wall lizard)
Lineage: Eukaryota; Metazoa; Chordata; Lepidosauria; Squamata; Lacertidae
Product: diacylglycerol O-acyltransferase 2-like
Exons: 8
Coding region: 38-1123 (361 amino acids)
Biological process (GO): lipid metabolic process
Cellular component (GO): endoplasmic reticulum membrane
Source: RefSeq, a predicted model, not a curated record
AAGGUUGCAAAAGGGUGUCCGGGUGUCUGAGAUCACCAUGAAGACUCUCAUUGCUGCAUAUUUUCAAAACCAGAGUGGGAUCCAUGCCAGCAUCCAGGCUGCUCUCCGCGUGCUGCUGGCUGUGCCAUGGCCUUCAAAACGAGAUUUCUUGGCUGGCCUCCAGCUCCUGUCAGUCCUCCAGUGGAUUUUCAGCUUCUUGAUGCUGGGGAUGGUUUCCCUGAUUCUCCUUAUCUAUCUGGCUUUCACCAGUUUCUGGCCCAUUUCUGCUCUCUACCUGGCUUGGCUUAUCUAUGAUUGGAAUACACCUGAGAAUGGUGGGAGAAGUUCUAUUUGGGUCCGGAACUGGUCCAUCUGGAAUUACUUCCGAGAUUAUUUUCCGAUUCAGCUGGUGAAGACUCAUGACCUGCUCCCCACCCACAACUACAUCAUCGGGAUCCACCCGCAUGGGAUCCUCUGUGUUGGAGCUUUCGGCAACCUUGUCACUCGAGCCACCGGCUUCCAUGAAAAGUUUCCUGGGAUCAAACCCUUCCUGGCCACACUGGCUGGCAACUUCCGAUUGCCUGUCUUCAGGGAAUACCUAAUGAGUGGGGGUCUCUUCCCUGUGACCCGUAAGGCAAUAGAAUACCUCAUAUCCCGGAAUGGGACUGGGAAUGCUGUAGCGAUUGUAGUUGGUGGUGCAGCAGAGGCCCUCUCCUGUCGGCCAGGAGUGACAACGCUGAUCCUGAAUGAGCGCAAGGGGUUUGUUCGGAUGGCGCUCCGACAUGGGGCCCAUCUGGUUCCUGCUUUCUCCUUUGGGGAGAAUGACCUUUUCCAGCAGGUUCUCUUCAAGGAAGGGAGCUGGAUGCGGAGAAUCCAGGACAGAUUCAGAAAGAUCCUGGGCUUCUCCCCCUGCUUUUUUUAUGGAAGGGGAUUGUCCUCUGUCCGUUCCUGGGGACUCCUUCCUUUCCCCAGACCAGUCACCACUGUCAUUGGAGAGCCCCUGAUAGUGCCCAGGAUGGAGAACCCAACCUGUGAGAUGGUAGAUCGCUACCACGCCAUGUACAUCGAUUCUCUCCGCAAGCUCUUUGAUGACCACAAAGCCACGUACGGGUUGUCAGAGACGGCCGAGCUUCGGAUCGUAUGACUGAGAUUGGCAACAAGGGGGUGGAGGGAGGAGACAAAGGUGCAGACAGGUUCCUGCCCCUCAGCAAGGGCUCCCUCACCUCUUAUACCAGGCCCAUGCUUGCCAUGCAGAAGUUCCAAGUCCCCGAGCAACAUAGCCUUAAAAAAGAUUGAUUAUUUUGCCCAUGGACUCCCUGAUUUUCCUAUUUGGCCACAGUAAAGAAACUGUGCUAGCAGAGGGCAGGAAAUUAAGGCAACACCUCUUAACUGCUGCCAGAAAUAAUUAUUUGUCAAAAAUUGGGGGUGGGGGUGGGGAAUUGAACACCAUCCAUGAGAGAAUCAUAUAACCAUAACAUUGUAGAGUUGGAAAGUACCCUGUUGGGUCAUCUAGUCUAACCCUCUGCAAUGCAGGAAUCACAACUAAAUAAUCCCUGACAGGUAGAUAAUGGAUAACUAAAAUAUGGGACAUAGUAUGCAUGAUUAAACUUACACAAUUGAUGAGAACUAGAGAGGGAAGGCAACAAGAUAGUGUCUAAAAAUGGAGUAUUUUUAUAAUGUUCUGGAGUAAUAAGAUAAACCCACAUGUGUUAGUUGUCACCUUGUGAUAUUAAUUUAUUACAUUUGAUUUUGGAAAUCUGCUCCUAUGUGCUUAGCUCUGGCUAUCCCCUAUGUAUUUGGCAUCUGCCAUUAUACUUUGUUCCGUUUUAUUAUAAAUAAAUGUAUGUUUUGUUAAAAAAAGGAUUGACCAGUCGACGACAAGGAAAAAAACUACUGCCAGCCUGAGUAGAUAAUACUGAGCCACAUAGAUCAAUGGAUUUCUUUAUGCAGCGUGUAGAUAUACUUAUUACUCUAACCUAGACAUCUUCAAAAGAAGGUUUGACAGAUUCAUGAAGGAGGAAAGGCUGUACUCUGCCUAUAUCAUCGAAGGCGGUGAAGCUUUUGAAUACCAGUUGCUGGAAACCACAGGAGGGGAGAGUGCUCUUGCACUCAUAUCCUCCUCAUAGGUAUCCCAUGGUGGCCACUGUGAAAACAGGACACAGGACUAGACAGCUGUUGCAGGUCUGAGCUUAGUUUCUUAUGAUUCCUAAGUGGAACCUCCAUGAAUGGAGCCAAUCUAACAUAGAAUGGGGGGGGGCAGUCUUCCAGUUUGGAGGUAGUGCUGUGAAACAUGUCUCUCAUUUCUCUCCUGAGAAUUUCAAACUACCGAAUUAUCAGGCUGCUUGGACAAAGACUCUGGUUAUCAGUAAAAAAACCCUCCUAUCAUAUAUUAUUUCCUUCUGACAAGGUAUAGCCAUGAAGAGCUAGAGCUAGUGAGGGGUAGCUUCUUCAAGUUCAACUGUUUCACUAUUGGUUGAGUCGAGGGAAAUGGUGGAGGAGGACUCGAAUACUGAUUUAGUGAAAGCGAUCCUGUCUCAAAUAUAAGUUCUGAAGCCAAUCCAAAAAGUCUUGGUAGAGCUUAAGAAUGAUCCAAAGCAGAUGCAAGAUAGAUGGUUCACUAUGAAGAUCGUUUGAAUAUCCAUGAGACCAUUACUCAAGCUAGUCAUAAUAUUCUGGAUAAACAAAUUACCUGUUUGGAAUCACAGUUACACUGGAAAAAUCAGUGUAUAAUUGGCAUUGAAAAUCCUCCAACUCAAGCAAAGUAUAUGGUGCAGAGCAUACAUACCCUGCAACAUUUCUCUGAUGAAAACAGGGACGUCCCAUUCCAUAAUAAUUUUACUAUUUAUACCCUACCCAUCUUACUCAGUUGCCCCAGCCACUCUGGGUGGCUUCCAACAUAUAUA